Heterostelium album PN500 is the source of this 165-nucleotide messenger RNA. RefSeq lists its product as uncharacterized. The transcript has a single exon. The record is from RefSeq and is a predicted model, not a curated record. Lineage: Eukaryota; Evosea; Eumycetozoa; Acytosteliales; Acytosteliaceae. Bases 1 to 165 code for a protein of 54 amino acids.
AUGAAUAACAAGCAAGUUUUAAUCUCUGGUUUGAUUGCCUCUUUUGUAUCAAGUGUUGCUGCUGGUAGUUGGAAUGCUGGUGACACCAUCGCUCUCUUGAUUGGUAUUGCUAUGUUCUUUGUUCUUCUUUUGGCAUUUUUGGGAUGGUAUUCAAGAAGACAAUAA